AUGGCGGAGAAUGCUAAGCUUACAACGCACUCGUCAAAGCCUACUCGAAAUGUUAAGUCUAUGUCUGGAAGUGGCAUGGCCCCGGUGUUCAGGCUGAAGUGUAAUGGCGUGUCGAAGAAAUAUGAUCAUACCCGUCCUCCUAUUCCAAUGAGCGCGGCACCCUUGUUUAUGUACAAAGCUCGUGAUGAGGAAGAGGGCUCUGAGCGUCCACCUCCCAAGGCCGUCUAG
Molecule: messenger RNA, 228 nt
Organism: Dibothriocephalus latus
Lineage: Eukaryota; Metazoa; Platyhelminthes; Cestoda; Diphyllobothriidea; Diphyllobothriidae
Source: the annotation of a GenBank genome assembly